Messenger RNA from Aureobasidium subglaciale EXF-2481, 1728 nucleotides. RefSeq lists its product as uncharacterized. The transcript has 5 exons. The coding region runs from base 1 to 1728 and encodes 575 amino acids. Lineage: Eukaryota; Fungi; Ascomycota; Dothideomycetes; Dothideales; Saccotheciaceae. Gene Ontology annotation, biological process: peptidyl-serine phosphorylation; intracellular signal transduction. Gene Ontology annotation, molecular function: ATP binding; protein serine/threonine kinase activity. The record is from RefSeq and is a predicted model, not a curated record.
AUGGGCAAUUCCAGCGGCAAGCCCGUCGUCUUCACCGACGAAGUGAGCCUCGACCACUUUCGACUGCUCCGCGUAGUUGGCAAGGGCGCGUUUGGCAAGGUCCGCAUCGUUGAGCGAAAGGACACCGGCCUGACCUUUGCCCUCAAGUACAUCCGCAAAGAUGAAGUGGUCCGCAGCGAGAGCGUGCGGAACAUGAUUCGAGAGCGACGGAUGCUGGAACAUCUCAACCACCCCUUCCUGUGCAAUUUGCGAUAUAGUUUCCAGGACGUCGAAUAUCUGUACAUUGUCGUCGACCUGAUGACGGGCGGUGACUUGCGCUUCCACAUCUCUCGCAAGUCCUUUACCGAAGAGGCAGUUCGCUUUUGGAUUUCACAACUUGGCUGCGCUCUACGCUACAUUCACAAGCAAAACAUCGUCCACCGCGACGUCAAGCCCGACAACGUGCUACUCGAUUCCGACGGCCAUGUCCAUCUGGCUGAUUUCAACGUCGCGACAGACCUCACACCCGGCAAGCCCCUAACCAGUAGAUCGGGCACAUUAGCCUACCUCGCGCCCGAGGUCUAUCGUGGCAAAGGCUACGGUGCAGAAUGCGACUGGUGGUCACUCGGCGUGCUCUUCUAUGAGUGUAUCUAUAGCAAGCGACCUUUCGAAGGACACCAUCACGACCAACUCAUCCAAGCCAUUGUCAAGGGCGAACCAAACUUUCCCGUGACCAACCCUCCCGUAUCCAUGGUCUGCAUGCACGCCAUCAGCUCGCUACUGGAGAAAGAUAAGCUACAAAGAAUCGGCGCAAGCAGCUGGAACAGUUUCACCGACAACCCCUUCUUCCGCGAGCUGGACUUUGAAGCCCUCGAGCGCAAAGAGAUCGAACCCAUCUUCAAGCCGUCCAGUGAAAAGACAAACUUUGAUGCCACAUACGACCUGGAGGAACUACUGCUCGAGGAGGCACCAUUGGAAGCGCGUACAAGAAAACAGAAGCCACGUCCAGAGCUACGAGCUGAUGCUACAGAGGCCGAGAUCCGUGCCGACGAGCUGCAUCGCAUGAUCGAAACCCUGUUCGAGCCCUUCAACUACUUGACCGUCCCAGAAUCCAGGUGCGACUCUCCAUCAAGCGACGUCUCUGCUCCACCCAGACUGAUGCAAGCCAGGAACCCCGUCAGCGUUGGUGGCGAUUCUCCCGUCACUACAAAGUCUGACACUAACGACAAUCAUGCCCCGCAAGACCUGCACAAGGUCCGUUCAAUACCCACUCCUCAUGCCUCGACCCCAAAUUCCGUCUCCCGCGCUCGCUCUGCAACACAAUCUCCCAAUGGCUCUCCUCCGCUCCCGACUCACCAUGCUCAGAAUCCCCCACCCGCACACUCAGAGUACUUUGCGAACCAACAACAGAGAAAUCCUCGCGGCAUUCGCUACGAAGAGAUGCCUCCCCCCGGACCUCCUCCAACUUCUCACCCACAACAAGCUAUCAACAAGGCUCACCGUCCUCGCGGAAGUACCAGAAGCACCUCUAUGAGCGGCGGCGUUCAAGUCGUGCUGAAUGAAACCGGUAGCUGGAGUGAAAUGGCCAAUCAGAGUCAGGGCCUCGUCCAGCCCAACGAAGACCGCAAACCUGCGGGUAUGCUCGGUUUUCUCAGUCGCAAAAAAGGCAGAGACCGAAGCCCUAAAGCAAAAGAGCGCGAACGUGGUGUCUUGGGCAAAGAAGGUGCAAGAGUUGUUGUCGGAAGCUGA